AUGAGAGCCAUCGCCGUUUCCAAGCUUGACAAGAAGCUUUGCCUGGUAGUGGCGUGCUGCUUGUUGUCCGUCUCGGCCAUGCCCACGUUUGGUCAGAACAGCGCCCAGCCAAACUAUCAGCAGACCAUCGCCUACUCUUGGGAAACCUAUCUCAACACGCAAAAAUACAAUCAGCUGCCUUCCUGGUCAACCGCACGUGGAAAUCGACUUGGUGUUCUACCACAGCAGUUCAAAGCGUUUCGGGAGAGAAUCUCGCAUCUUGAGGAACUGAGAAGAUGGGUUUUAAGCAAUCACGAGGCGAACAAGGCGCUCACCGAGCAACAGCGGGCCACGCUUACCAUGCCCUUUUUUGCAUGGGACCCACAGUCUCUGAGGUUGGAGAGAGGUGACUAUCCUGGAAUGGCCGAGAGGCUUGAACGGGAAUCUUCCUUUAUAGCCCAGGUUGAAACUGUUCUCAACGAUGUUGUGAAGCAUCUGCCGGACCUAUCUCGGCCAAUGUAA
Mycosarcoma maydis (corn smut) is the source of this 501-nucleotide messenger RNA. RefSeq lists its product as uncharacterized. The record is from RefSeq and is a predicted model, not a curated record. NCBI's taxonomy places the organism in Eukaryota, Fungi, Basidiomycota, Ustilaginomycetes, Ustilaginales. The transcript has 2 exons. Bases 1 to 501 code for a protein of 166 amino acids.